Phyllostomus hastatus (greater spear-nosed bat) is the source of this 2147-nucleotide messenger RNA. It is a transcript of the gene CBLC, whose product is annotated as Cbl proto-oncogene C. The record is from RefSeq and is a predicted model, not a curated record. Gene Ontology annotation, cellular component: membrane raft; plasma membrane. The transcript is spliced from 12 exons. Lineage: Eukaryota; Metazoa; Chordata; Mammalia; Chiroptera; Phyllostomidae. Gene Ontology annotation, molecular function: calcium ion binding; SH3 domain binding; receptor tyrosine kinase binding. The coding region runs from base 67 to 1572 and encodes 501 amino acids. Gene Ontology annotation, biological process: negative regulation of epidermal growth factor-activated receptor activity; cell surface receptor signaling pathway.
CCUUACCUGAGCCGGGCCGCGCCUUUCACCGCCGCACCCGUCCCUCGUCAGGCACCCGAGGGGCCCAUGGCUGCGGCGGCGGUCGCACGCGGGUGGCAGAGUGGAGAGCCCCGCGCGCUCGGCCGGGCGGUGAGGCUGCUGCAGCGCCUGCAGGAGCAAUGCGGGGACCCCCGGCUCGCCUCGAGUCCACCCUCGCUAAGGGACCUGCUGCCCAGCGCCGCGAAGCUACUUCGAGAGGUGGCCCACGCCCGGCGGGAAGCCGGUGGAAGCGGCCACGAGGGUCCCGGGGGUGCCGGGGACUUUCUCAUCGUCUACCUCGCCAACCUGGAGGCCAAGAGCAGGCAGGUUGCGGCACUCCUGCCACCCCGGGGCCAAAAGAGUGCCAACGACGAGCUCUUCCGGGAGGGCUCCAUACUCAGGCGACAGCUGGCCAAGCUGGCCCUUAUCUUCAGCCACAUGUAUGCGGAGCUGAGGGCGCUCUUCCCCGGGGGAAAGUACUGUGGGCACACAUACCAGCUCACCAAGACUGAAGCCCACACCUUCUGGAGGGAGCACUGUGGAGCCCGGUGUGUGCUGCCCUGGGCUGAGUUUGAGUCCCUCCUGCGCACCUGCCACCCCAUGGAAUCAGGCCCCACGACCUUCGCCUUGCGCUCCACCAUCGACCUCACCUUCAGUGGCCAUGUGUCCAUCUUCGAAUUUGACAUCUUCACCAGGCUCUUCCAGCCCUGGCCAACACUCCUCAAGAACUGGCAGUUUCUGGCAGUCAACCACCCAGGCUACAUGGCCUUCCUCACGUACGACGAGGUCCAGGCGCGUCUGCAGGCCUGCAGAGACAAGCCAGGCAGCUACAUCUUCCGCCCCAGCUGCACUCGCCUGGGCCAGUGGGCCAUCGGAUACGUAACCUCAGAUGGCAGCAUCGUGCAGACCAUCCCUCAAAACAAACCCUUGUUCCAGGCGCUCCUGGAAGGAGAAAAGAGAGGCUUCUACCUCUACCCAGACGGGAAGAACCACAACCCGGACCUGACUGAACUCUGCCACCAGGAACCCCAUCAGUACAUCCAAGUGUCAGAGGAGCAGCUGCAGCUGUACUGGGCCAUGGACUCCACCUUCGAGCUCUGUAAGAUCUGCGCCGAGGGCAACAAGGACGUGAAGAUCAAGCCGUGCGGGCACCUGCUGUGCAGCCGCUGCCUGGCCACCUGGCAGCACUCAGACAGCCAGACCUGCCCCUUCUGCCGCAGCGAGAUCCAGGGCCAAGAGGCCGUGAGUAUCCAUCAGUUCCAAGGGAGGCCAGUGGAAGCCAGAGCCGCUGCUGAGGGCCCAGGGAAGAGCCAUGACUGGGCAAAUGAAGAGGAAGAGAUGGGGCAGGUGACCCCCUCAGCUCCCCCACUGCCCCCUCACCUGGAUCUGUCCCCUGGGCAUCCCAGAAGUAAAGGCCAGCUGACGGUGGCGCCUCCAGCCGUGCCCAGACUCCGGGCCCCUCUUAUUUUGCCAAAAAUUAGGACUGUGGCCUUGGUGCCGUGGGAAGCCACCUCCCGCCCGCAGGCCAGGGAGGGAGCCACAGAAAACUCCUAAAGGGAAGGUCACCCCCCCAGCUGCCCUGGGGGGGUCCAUGAUCGCCGCCGGCCUGGAGGCCAGGGCACCAGGAUGCGCUGCUGAAAGGAGCCCCAGGGGCUGGAAGGAGUUUGGGAAGCAGAAAUAAACUGCCCCGCCUCCUGGGUGUGGAGAGAGAAUGCAGCAACCACUAGGGGGCAGCUUGGCACCAGGAACUUGGGGGCCCUGAGCCCCUCCUGAUUCGCCCAGGGUUCUGAGAUCAGAGAGCCAGGAAGGGGGGCCCAGCUCCUCUGGAUCUGGGAGUCCAGGCCCCCAGCCCCUCCUCCCUCAGACCCCAGAGUCCAGAGUGCCAAGUUCUCAGAGAAGCAGGCAGCCAACACCCUUUGCCCAUCAUAGCAAAAAAAUAAUAAUAAUAAUCCCUGCACCGAGACCCAGACAUCAAAGUUCUAAGUCCCCCCAGUCAAAAAGACCCCACACUUCCUUAAGAGUCAUGUCCACAGUCUUGCCACAUCUGUUCCCAUCUCUCUCUCUCUCUCUCUUCUUCCCUGGGAUCCUUUUCCAAGAGUAAAAGUGACCUCUGGUCCAAAUCAAGCUGA